GCAAAAACCCUCACCCACAGCAACGGCGACCAAAUCCGCCGAGCAGGCCGGCAAUGCCGUCCGGCGGCAAGCCGCGGAGGUCCGCGUCCGCCAUCUUCGCCGACACGGCGAGCGGGCACCACCUCCUCACCGUCCAUGGCUACUCCCGCACCAAGGGCGUUCCCACCGGGGAGCGCGUCAAGUCGCGCCCUUUCGCCAUCGGCGGCCACCGCUGGCGCAUCGACUACUACCCCAACGGCGUGCGCGCGGAGGUCGCCGACUACGUGUCCCUCUCCCUGAUGCUCGACGAGGACGAGGACGUCGCGGCGGCGCCGGCGGUGAAGGCCCAGUACGACAUCCGCCUCGCCGGCGAGGCGGAGGAGGAGGAGGAGGAGGGGGCGGCGCUGGCGUCGUCGCCGGUGGACGACUUCACCCCCGGGAGGGGAUGGGUGUACACCACGUUCGUCUCCAGGGAGGAGCUGGAGGGCUCCGAGCAUCUCAGGAACGACUCCUUCACCGUCCGGUGCGACAUCGUCGUCGUCCGCGACUACCGCGCGGAGGACGCGGCGGUGGCAUUCGUCUCCGUUCCCCAGUGCGACCUGCGCCGGGACCUCGCCGGGCUCCUCGAGACCGAGAAGGGCGCCGACGUGGUGUUCGAGGUCGGCGGCGAGACCGUCGCCGCGCACCGGUGCGUGCUCGCGGCCCGCUCCUCGGUCUUCGCCGCCGAGCUCUUCCGGCCGAUGAAGGAGGGCAAUGCCGACGCGGGCGUCAUCGUGCGGGUGGAGGACAUGAAGCCGGAGGUGUUCAAGGCUCUGCUCCGUUUUGCAUACACCGGCUUGCUGCCGGAGACGCGCAAGGAGGACCAAGACGUGACAUGCCAGCACCUGCUCGUCGCGGCGGACAGGUACGGCAUGAGGCGGCUGAAGCUGAUAUGCGAGGAGAAGCUCUGCGAGUGCAUAAACGUGGGCUCGGCGGCGAUCGUCUUGGCGCUGGCCGAGCAGCACCGUUGCGAGGGGCUGAAGAAGGCGUGCUUCGAUUUUCUCGCGGCGCCGGCGAACCUGAGGGCGGUCGUGGCCACCGAAGGCUUCCAGCAUCUGAGCAGGAGCUGCCCUUCACUCAUGGCCGAGGUGAUCACCAUGUCCUUGGGCAUUACUUAGCUGAGUGAUGGAUCAUGGUGGAUGCCCGUAAGUGUUCUGCCAUUGGUGAAUAAAUUGUUGUUUAGACUAAUGGAACGGAAAUGUGUAUGUAAUCAGGUAGCUGACUUAUUAGACUCUAAUUGAUGAUCG
Triticum aestivum (bread wheat) is the source of this 1265-nucleotide messenger RNA. Its product is annotated as BTB/POZ and MATH domain-containing protein 2-like. Bases 54 to 1136 code for a protein of 360 amino acids. Gene Ontology annotation, biological process: protein ubiquitination. The record is from RefSeq and is a predicted model, not a curated record. Gene Ontology annotation, molecular function: protein binding. The transcript has a single exon. NCBI's taxonomy places the organism in Eukaryota, Viridiplantae, Streptophyta, Magnoliopsida, Poales, Poaceae.